AUGGAAUCAGUUUGGGCGUACACACCAACCGGCUUUGAAAAAUAUGGAUACACUUGCACAGUAGCUGACUAUAGAGUUAAUUUCUCUGUAUGGGAUACGUCAGGAACAACGGCAUACGACACAGUGAGGCCGCUCGCUUAUCAAGACGCUAAAAUAUUUAUGUUAUGUUUCAACAUUGCUGAACCAGAGUCUCUAAAUAACGCCGCUGCAAAGUGGUACCGCGAAGUCCGCACACAUGGUGGAUCAGCUCCGGUGCUCCUCUGCGGCUGCAAGGCUGACCUGAGACAUGACAAGGAGACCUUAACCAUGCUGUCCAAACUUAGAACGCAUCCGGUCACUAGCGAAGAGGCCUUAUCAGUUGCUAGACAGCUUGGUGCCACAACGUACGUGGAAACAUCAGCGAGAGCUUCCAGUAAGGGCGUAAAAGAUGCAUUCGAAGUAGCAGCACUAGCGGCUUUAGGAAAACUUAACAAACAACAAAUUAAACAACAGAAGCAAGUCGGACGCAGCAAAAGCAAACGGGACCUGAAGGCUGAACUAAAGGGGCGGGCGAAGAGUUGCUGUGUCAUGUGA
Molecule: messenger RNA, 573 nt
Organism: Pieris macdunnoughi
Lineage: Eukaryota; Metazoa; Arthropoda; Insecta; Lepidoptera; Pieridae
Source: the annotation of a GenBank genome assembly